CAUCACGGACCGACCGGAUUUACUCGAAUCUUCUAGAUUUGUCCGUCGUAUCAGUAUAGUAUACCUAUCUACUGUAAUUUGUAAUGUCUGUUACACCGUUCGCUGAUUGUUUUCCUUCGUGUGCUGUAGUGUUUUAUGUUUUAUUUGCAGCUGGUCUGACGGUCGCGUCAGAUUAGUUUUUGUCUCGCGGUCAUCGCUAUUUAUCAUAAUUUUCAUUACUAAUAUAAUUUGCUGACCCUCCUGACGUUGUUAUUUUCAUCGCUGUUAAAACAUUACCUUGUAAUCGACCUUUUCGGCCGAUCUUCUACACGGAUUUCCCGUCCACCGUCAUUUCAAUUAACUUUUCGUGGACGUUUGUUACCAUUUCCUCGUAAAUUGCGCCAGAGACGAUCGAUGUGGUGUAAAGAGUAAUAUGCCUUUUGCUGAUCGUCGGGAUCGUAACAAAUCAAAGUUGAGCGAUCGUCUUCGCGGCAAGUCAACGGACGAAAUACUGGAAGAGAUCAACCGAAAGUUCGGCAACACCGGCGAGAAUAGCAUGUUUUUCGACAAAUCUGACUCUAGGACUUCUCCUCAAAGGGAAGAAUUUCCAUUUGAUGAUGACAUGCUAAGAGGUCAUUUGAGUGUCCGUUCACAUUUGGAAGAUUUAGCCAAAAGACAUCCAGAUCUCGCAGGUCAUUUGCGUUGUCCACCUUGGGGGGGUGAACCUAGCUCGAAAAGUUGGAGUCGUAAACGUACCGUGUCUGGAGAAGAUAACGCACCUGAGGGACCAUCAGAUCUCAAUUAUAAUAACAACGAGCAUUCUGAAUCUAGUCCUGAUAAAAAACGAUUUGAAGAAAAUAUGGAUAAUCAACGUCAGCAUCCGUUUGAAAAUAAUUCAAGAUCUCAGGAAAAUGAUGAUAAACCUCAAAGAUUUGUAUCUAAGCUUGAAUUUACUCCUGUAAAUCCUAUUAAUAAUCAGUCUGAAGAUAUUCAACCACAAACACAACCUCAAACUGAUGCAUCUACACCAUCCCACGGAAAUCAAAAACAACCUAACGUGCGACACAUUCCGAUCUAUGUGGAAGGUCGUUCUGAACCAGUGUAUCCAAAGGAUGUUGAUCAAAAAAUUAAUGAAAAUAACAGCUCAACUUUGCCAAAACGAUCUGCUGGUAAACAAACUCCAUUUGCACAUCAUUCCUUUCACGACCAAAAUACUGCGCAACGCCGACAAACUCCUCCUUCCCAACAUCAGCAGACUCCUCCACGUGAAACCAUAUCUACACCUCCACCCACUCCGCGUCAACAAGUAAAUCCAGUAGAUGCUUUGGAAAAAGUGCAAAUCGUUCAAGCCGAUGUAGAAGAAUUGGCAAUAGCUGUUAAUCAGUUUUCUGGUUCCUCCCGUACAGAUAAACAAUAUAUUUAUUUGGAUGAGAUGCUUACAAGAAAUUUGAUUAAGUUAGAUACUAUUGAAACUGAAGGAAGAGACGAUGUACGUAUGGCUAGAAAAAAAGCGAUUAAAACUAUCCAGGAUACAAUUUCUGUUUUAGAAAUUAAAGCUCCUCAACCCCAAGAAGAACCGACAGUUGAAGAAUUAUCUGGGAAUUUAGCCGAAAAUGAGAAUAAAGACACUGAAAAAACAGAAAGCAAUAAUUAAAAUUUAAAUAAAUACCAGUGCAGUUUGAUACAAAAUAUGGUUUAUUAUUAUAACUUAUGUUUUUUGUGUUUUACAAAAUAUUCUACAACUAUUGUUCCAAUAUUUCAUUUACAUUUAAGAUCGUCUAUUGUCUGUUAAUAUUUUUUAAACUUUUGUAGUUAUACCAUUCUAUCAUAAUAUUAAUUCAGUGUGAAACGACUGGUUACAUUGAAAAUUAAUGUGCUUAUAUUAU
This is a messenger RNA of Diuraphis noxia (Russian wheat aphid), 1865 nucleotides long. RefSeq names its product BAG domain-containing protein starvin (gene stv). The record is from RefSeq and is a predicted model, not a curated record. Gene Ontology annotation, molecular function: protein-folding chaperone binding; adenyl-nucleotide exchange factor activity. Gene Ontology annotation, biological process: protein stabilization. Gene Ontology annotation, cellular component: cytosol; cytoplasm; membrane. NCBI's taxonomy places the organism in Eukaryota, Metazoa, Arthropoda, Insecta, Hemiptera, Aphididae.